UUUUGUUUUUCAUCUGACAGCAAAGUGCAAAGGGAAAUUACGAAUAAUCCUCUGCGAAGCCAAAGGCAAAUAUUCAGUUUUUGUUUUGAGAAAUCUUUCGUCGUUUACAUCAAAACAAAAACCGAAACGUCCUACAAAGGUAAAUGGCCCCACCGGCUAUGAUAGGAAGCAUUAUAAACAAAAACAAACCCAAAAUGUCAGACCAGCAUGGACAGCAACUCAAAUUAAUGGAUAUCGCGAGUAGACGAAGUCUGCGAGGAUUAAAACGCUGUCCGAGUUGUGGAACAUUCAACGGAAAUCGCAGCCAAAUGUGUCGCAAUCCAGAGUGCGAGCUUCGCAAGCAAAUACUCAACAACAAGAAGUCCAUGGAUCCGAUUCAGUUGAUUUCGCACACUGAUUCCAAGUUCUACAGUGUCCGCAUUAAGGAACGAGAAUGCGCUCCGAGGAAUUUCGUUCAAAUCACCGACUCCUACACUCAAGAGGGCAAGAGUUUGCUGAUAAAGCGGAAAGCCAUUUGUUUUGUGGACACCUGUAAGUACGAUUCCAAGGACAUCGAUAUUAGCUGCAAGCAUGUCAAGGCGACUGCGGAAUCUGUGAAGGUCGCCGAAAAGUUUAUAAUUCACUACGACACUCUUUGGAGUCUGCCAAUUGGAGUUGAGGACAAAGUUCGUCUAUGGGAGUCAUACAAGGAGGAGGAAUCCGCUGUUCCAGCUGUGCAGAGGAUAAACAAUACGACAUUUGUGACAAAGUGCGCCAGGUCGAAUAUAUUCCCAUCGGGGAGACUGCAUGUGACAGUCCUCACGAACGACAAGAAAAUAGAAGCUCAAACAUUUUCGUGUGCUUGUAAGAAACUGAAAAUACUCCUGUCGCCAAAUAAUUCGGUGUCGUUGAAAGAAGAUAUCUGCGAUCAUUUGAUCUUGGUGGUGGCAGCAGUGCUCAGCAGAUGGGCAUCUCCAUGCCAAAAUGAAUUCAGUAAUUUUACUAAAGAAAUAAUGUCAGUGUGGAAACCUCAAAUAGCUGAUGGAAGUCCGGAGAAGCUGGUUGUUGAAAAUAGCUCUGGAAAUGGUGAUAUCUUCAUUUUUGACAAUGAACUCCUGCCAACCGAUGAUUUAUCAGAUUUUACUGAUAAUAUUUUAAAAUCAGUCCUAAUAAAGGACGAGAAUGCGAACACAAAUACGCACCAAAACAUGUACCAAGGUGACCCGAGCAUGGUUUCCGGAUGCACAACCGACGAUGCGGAUAUUCCUUUCGAGGCUAUUAGUUGUAUAGACGUGAUGAAUGAACAAAGUACACGAUUAGAACUAAGCGACUGCAAUAUUGAAUUAAUGGAUCAGUUCGAGCUGACAAAUCAAAUUGACUUAUGUAAUGGCGGAGUUAUUCUCUCCGACACCGAUCUAUUCCAAGGAAACAGCAUAGUAAUGCCUGAUUUGUCGGAUACAAUUGUCGAUGAUUUAAUUGUUGCUCAAAAUCAAAAUCAACCCCAACUUAUGUUGCCCAUCACACCAUUACCAGUUGUUGAACAAAAUGCUGUGAGAAUAAGUAAGAAAAAGACGAAAAAGGUUAAUAUCGCUCAUAGUCCCAAGAAGACUUUAGAAGUGGUUAAAAGUGCUGUUGUAGAUGCUGGAAAGGGAUUGAAUCCUGGUCCAUCGUUAGAGUAUGUAAUGUGGCUGGACCAUGUUAUUGAGUGUAUCAACAUGAAUGUUGACUUUAACUCGGAGGAACCAAAUGUUUCGUUAAGCUUUAAUGUUCAUGAGGAUGUUUUUGCCCACUUUAGCACAAGUUUUACAAAUGGAGUCAAAUGUCGGCUUCCAAACAGCACGGUGGUCGUGAAAAAAGGUAAAUUCAAAGGACUUUUAAAAUACACCUGGAUCUUACAGAGUGCAUCUAAAGUUCAGAGUAUCUUUAAAACGAAAAACAUGUCUGUGGAAGUUGAAAGAAAAUUCCAACCCAGUGGCGACAAAUAUGUUCCUUAUGUGGACGAGCAAUGUGAUCUCAUCGUACUCAAUAAAAAGUAUAAGAAAAUUUCCCCAAAAAUGUACAUCGCACAUAUUUGGUUCGACUGUAGUAAUAAUAAUCAAAAAACUGGAUUCAAAAUCGAGUGGGUACCGAAUGUCUUUCCAAAAAGUAAUUUCGGCGUCUUGAAUAUUGAGUUUUCUGUUGGCUUAAAGCAUUGAGAGCUCGCCUUGUGUAAUAUAUUUAGAAUAAGAUAUAAUUCCAUAGUUGUAUAGGUUAGAAGUAUUAAUUGUUUAUAAAAAUUUCGUUAAAACUAAAAUAUUAUUAUAGAAAAAAAAAACAACGAUUUAAUCGAA
Eupeodes corollae is the source of this 2309-nucleotide messenger RNA. RefSeq lists its product as uncharacterized. The record is from RefSeq and is a predicted model, not a curated record. The coding region runs from base 144 to 2174 and encodes 676 amino acids. The transcript is spliced from 5 exons. NCBI's taxonomy places the organism in Eukaryota, Metazoa, Arthropoda, Insecta, Diptera, Syrphidae. Gene Ontology annotation, cellular component: nucleus.